UGUGGGUUGUCUAAUACCAAGUAGUGUCAUGAGAGUGAUUUUUAUAGUAUUAUUUACAAUUGUUGUAGUUUUAUAUUUGUACUGUCGAUUUACUCGAAGAGGUCGACUGUUCGCUAAAAUACCUGGACCUCCCCGAUGGCCACUUAUUGGAAAUGUGUACAAUUUUAAAUUGCCUCGAGAUAAAUUGUUUGAAUAUUUGAGAACUCUUAACAAGACCUACGGUGAUGUGAUUGCGUCGGGUACUUUGGAUAUAACAGCUAUUCAUAUUUAUAAUCCUAACGAUAUUGAGACUGUAGUUACGAAAUGUACCAAAAAAUAUAAGCCGUACACAUUUUUGCGGCGAUGGCUCGGCGACGGAUUACUUAUUAGCAAUGGUAGUAAAUGGCAAUAUCGGAGGAAAUUGCUGACUCACGCCUUUCAUUUCGACGUCCUUAGGAAAUAUGCCCGAACAUUCGCAGACGAGGCUGAAGUAUUUAUGGCAGCUAUUGAUAAGGAAGCUGUACUGGAACAGGCUGACGUUAAUCGACUUAUUAAUAAAACCACUCUUCGAAUUAUAUGUAAAACAGUUAUGGGAACUUCAAUGAAAGAAGACAUAGAUUCACUAACAACAAAAUAUUUAGAAGCGAUACACAGAAUCGCUGCGGCAUUGUUUCCAAGAAUGUUAAAUUUCUUGCUUUAUUUAGACAUUACGUUUCAAAUUUCAAAACACGGAUGGGAAGAAAGAGCGGCAAUAAAAGAAUUGCACCAGAUCACAAAAUCUAUUAUCAAAGAACGCAAAUCGUACAUAAAUAGUGAUAAUUACAAACAAAAUGAAACUGAGAAGAUAUUGAAUAAAAAGGGUCGCCUAGCAAUGUUAGACUUGUUAAUUGAAAACGAAAGGGAAGGUAAAAUUGACGUUGACGGCAUCAGAGAGGAAGUGGACACUUUUAUGUUCAGAGGAUUCGAUACAACAUCUGUGACAAUGGCAUAUUUGAUUAUGUUAAUAGCGAAUAAUCUAGAAAUACAGAAUAAACUUUAUGAAGAAAUGAAAAGUAUUUUCGGUGAUUCCUGUCGUCCGGCGACAAUCGGCGAUUUAAAAGAGAUGAAAUAUUUGGAUUGUUGUAUCAAGGAAACAUUACGGCUCUACCCUGCUGUGCCUUAUAUUGUUAGAACUAUCACUGAAGAGAUAGUACUAGGGGGUUACGUUAUACCGACGGGGACAAUGUGCCAGAUUCACAUAUAUGAUUUACAUCGCCGACCGGACCUGUAUCCGGAUCCUGAACGCUUCAUACCUGAGAGGUUUCUUCCAGAAAACUCCAUCAAUCGUCAUCUCUUCGCCUACCUACCUUUUAGCGCUGGCUCUAGAAACUGUAUCGGUCAAAAGUUCGCUAUGUUGCAGAUGAAAACAUUAAUGUCGAGUUUGAUAAGAAAAUACCGUUUAGAGGCAGUUACUAAAACUGCGGAUCUCAAGUUCUAUGUGGAUUUUGUACUCCGAGCUGACCGUCCUAUUUUUGUACGAUUUUGUCCAAGAAAAGUGUGACGUUAAAUUAUCGAAUUUGUUUUGUUGGAAAAUUUUUAAGGUUAACGGUUGGGACUGUCGUAAUUAUUUAAUAACUUUUAUUUUUAAAGACUAUUUUUAUCAUAUUAUA
Molecule: messenger RNA, 1628 nt
Organism: Vanessa atalanta (red admiral)
Lineage: Eukaryota; Metazoa; Arthropoda; Insecta; Lepidoptera; Nymphalidae
Product: cytochrome P450 4C1-like
Exons: 9
Coding region: 29-1519 (496 amino acids)
Molecular function (GO): monooxygenase activity; heme binding; iron ion binding
Source: RefSeq, a predicted model, not a curated record